AAUCUGCCUAGCAACCGGGGAAGCCGGGCUGCGAAGCGGGCAAUUUCAGUGUGAGACGGAGCGGCGAGACCAAGCGGCGGCUUCGAGCGCUGCGCGGCGGCUCCUCCCGCCCGGGGUCAGCGCCCCGGCGCGCGCACGCGCACCCCCGCUGCCCGAACGCGCUCCGCGCCGCCCGCGCAGUCAGUCGGUCGAUCGUCCGUCGUCCUGUCGCCGCCGCGGGCGCCACCCGAGGGAGCUGCCGCCGCGAGACCCAAGCGGACGGGAUCCGACUUUGCCACCCGAGGCCGUCUGGGGCCCAGCAGUCGCCCGCAGAGGCGCCGAGCAACUUCGGUUGGCCAGCACGUUGACAGAAGUUGCCUUUUGACAUAGCUCCCACCAUGGCCGGCUGGUAGGACCACCGUCCCAUGCCCAGAAGCCAGUUCAGAAUGACUGAAGAAGCAUGCCGAACACGGAGUCAGAAACGAGCACUUGAGCGGGACCCAGCGGAGGACGAUGUGGAGAGCAAGAAGAUAAAAAUGGAGAGAGGAGUGCUGGCCUCGGAUUUAAAUGCUGACGGAGACACGCGAGUGACGCCUGAGUCGGGAGCAGGUCCCGCCCAAGGGCUGCUGAAGGGGACAGAGGCGACGGCCACGGGCAGAGGCGAAGGGCAGGCGGGCGACGGGCCUGUGGACAUGCGGACCACGCACAGUGACAUGAAGUCUGAGAGGAGACCCCCUUCGCCUGAUGUGAUCGUGCUGUCUGACAACGAGCAGCCUGCGAGCCCGAGGGUGAAUGGGCUGACCGAGGAGCCCCCGAAGGAGACCAGCACCGAGGCCCUCAUGAAAAGCAGUCCCGAAGAACGAGAAAGGAUGAUUAAGCAACUAAAAGAAGAGUUACGGUUAGAAGAAGCAAAACUGGUUUUGUUGAAGAAGUUGCGGCAGAGUCAAAUACAAAAAGAAACUCCCACCCAGAAGCCCGCAGGCUCCACUGGGAGCUCCGUGACCACCCCUCCCCCGCUUGUACGGGGCACCCAGAACAUUCCUUCCGGCAAGCCAUCACUUCAGGCCUCUGCAACUCGGAUGCCUGGCAGUGUCAUCCCACCACCCCUGGUCCGUGGCGGGCAGCAGACGUCCUCAAAGUUAGGGCCUCAGGCGAGCUCCCAGGUCGUCAUGCCCCCACUCGUCAGGGGGGCCCAGCAAAUCCACAACAUCAGACAACAUUCCAGCACAGGGCCACCGCCACUCCUUCUGGCUCCCCGGGCGUCUGUGCCCAGUGUGCAAAUUCAGGGACAGAGGAUCAUUCAGCAGGGCCUCAUCCGUGUCGCCAACGUCCCCAACACUAGUCUGCUCGUCAACAUCCCACAGCCCUCCCCAGCAUCGCUGAAAGGAACGGCAGCCACCUCUGCUCAGGCCACCUCCACCCCCACCAGCGUGGCCUCCGUGGCCACCGCUGCGGAUUCUCCAGCCAGUCGGCAGGCGGCCGCCAAACUUGCACUGCGCAAACAGCUGGAGAAGACGCUGCUUGAAAUCCCCCCACCCAAACCCCCUGCCCCCGAGAUGAACUUCCUGCCCAGCGCUGCCAACAACGAAUUCAUCUACCUGGUGGGCCUGGAGGAGGUGGUGCAGAACCUGCUGGAGACACAAGCGGGCAGGAUGUCGGCCGCCGUCGUGCUCUCCCGGGAGCCCUACAUGUGUGCACAGUGCAAGACAGACUUCACGUGCCGCUGGCGGGAGGAGAAGGGCGGCGCCAUCAUGUGCGAGAACUGUAUGGCGUCCAACCAGAAGAAGGCGCUCAAGGUGGAGCACACGAGCCGCCUGAAGGCCGCCUUCGUGAAGGCGCUCCAGCAGGAGCAGGAGAUCGAGCAGCGCCUCCUGCAGCAGGGCGCCGCCCCCGCGCAGGCCAAGGCCGAGCCCGCCGGUGCCCCACUCCCUGUGCUGAAGCAGGUCAUAAAACCCCGGCGUAAGUUGGCGUUCCGCUCAGGAGAGGCCCGCGACUGGAGUAACGGGGCUGUGCUACAGGUCAGAACUAGGGCGCCGGGAGCCCCCCGCACCGCACAACCAACCAGCCCUCACGCCCCCGACCGUGACCACGCCUCCAGCCAGCUGUCCCGGGGCUCGGCCACAACACCCCGGGGCAUCCUGCACACAUUCAGCCAGUCGCCCAAACUGCAGAACGCAGCCUCGGCCACCACCCUCGUCAGCAGGACGGGCAGACAUUCCGAGAGGGCCAUGAGUGCUGGCAAGGGCAGCACCGCCUCCAGCUGGAAGAAGGCGCCCCUGAGUACAGGUGGGGCCCUCGCAUUUGUCAGCCCGAGCUUGGCGGUGCACAAGACCUCCUCAGCCGUGGACCGCCAGCGGGAGUACCUCCUGGACAUGAUCCCGCCCCGCUCCAUCCCCCAGUCAGCCACGUGGAAAUAGUGCGCCAGUGGAGAACAGGCUCCCUCCCUCCCACCUGGCCCAGCACCCUCCGUUUGGGAAGACACCUCGCUCCCCAAGAAGGCGAGCGCGCGCAGGCCACGCUGCAAAAGUGAGAGCUCCGGUCUUGGCUACAAAGUCUCGUCGCGUUGCGGAGGAAUGCUUCACAGGUGGACCAGGAUUCAUACUGGGGGACCUUUCCCGUGGGCUUCCUUCCUUUCUUUGCCUUUAGUUUGCCCAACACCAGCAGAAAAGCGGACCUCGGGGCCGGCUCUGCUCCUGGCCCUCCCCUUCAGCCCCUGGCAGGGCUCGUGGACGGCACGCCCAGACACUGUGACACGCUCGGGCAGCGGUGCCCGGCGCUGCAGAAGUUGAGCGGAGCAUUGUUUUGUUUUGCUUUGCCCCCGUCUUAGCCUCCUAAUCUCUGACUGCCUUUCUUCAUGGCAAUCCCUAGGUUGACAGAUUUUUUAAAAUCACCUCACGAUGAUGGAGUUUAAUGUAAACGGUGCAGAGCCAGGGUUCCCUGCCAAGCACGACCCCGGUGCCCUGGGGGGUGGGCCGCUCACCCCCCAGCCCUCACUCCAGCAGAAGGCCUCUGCUACUGCUCAUCCCGGAGACGCCCUCCGACCUUCCACACUCAAGCAGAAGAACAAACUGCAACCCAGACCCAGCCAGAGAGCCUGGGGCCUGGAAGCCGAGUGCCGCCGCCUGAGUAGGGAGGGGAGGGUCAGCCGCCACACCCUGAGCCGGAGAAGGAGGUCAGAGGGGCCGGCUGUUGUGUUUUUUGUUGUGGUGGUGAUUUAUUUUAUUAAAUCGUUUCCUUUUCUUUUCCUACUUACUUUGAUGGACACAUCCUAAGCCCUGGCCUGUGCUCCUGUCGAGUGUGUCUGCGUGGGGAGGCCCCACCCCCCCCCAGACUUCAGGGUUUGCAUUUGGGUCUAGUUUAGAACCUCCCUUAAAAAGCAGGGCCACGCUGCCAGGGUUUGCCUUCCGACUUUUUUUUUAAUCCUCUAGCGUCUACAGAAAUGUCUCACCAAGGAUCAGGUCUGCUCUUAGUUGUGUUCUGGUUUGUUUUCUCCCACUCCUUAAAAAUCAGUCCAUGAGGAGAGGUAGAAGCUGCUGUGCGUGUGCUGCACAUGGGCCAGCUCUGCAGGCGUGAGGGUGUCACGUGUGCCUGCACGCACGUGUGGAGAUGGGGUGCGCUGCUCCUCACUUCAGCCCCAGCCCUGGUUUUCCUGUCCAUGCAGUUAGGGACUUAAUUUAAAAUUCUUAAUUUGUAGGGCCACCUUCCUCAUAUACACUGCUGCACCGUUCUAAUAAAGGCUCAUUUAACCCCCCCUCAUGUUGUGUGAAUAUCCGUGUUUAGAAGACAUUUUUGACAUGCAAUAGAAGACCUAGUUUUGCAAAGCGUUUGAAUUUUUUGUCGAAAGCCCUAAAUUUCUCAUUGAUUUUUGUUUUGAGUGCAUAAAGAAGGUGGCCUGAAGGAGGGGAGGACUGGAGAACGGUGGCUUUCAUUCCAAGAUCCAGGGAUUUGGGGAAAGGGGGAAAUUGACCUUUGGGGGGGGUGGUGGGGAAGGGUGUGUUUUUACACCAAAAAAUCAAGAGUAUGCAAGCAUUUCUAUUCCUCGCAUUUUUCUGUGUGCCUGGCAAAUAAAUACCUGUCUUACACUACUCCGAGCUGUUAGCUCUCUCUGCUCGACGACAUGGGCCAGAAUUCCCUAACCCUACAAGAAGCAGUAGGGUGCCAAGCAGCAACUCGGGCGUCUCGGCCAGGGUCGCCUCUGCACUGGGGGUGCCCAGGGUUGCUGCAGCCCCACAGGGGUUGACUGGGUCUGUGACUCCGGGGCUCAAAACCAAGCCACUCUCAUUGGCCCCGGAUCCUCGCCCCAUCACUCUCCACCAUGCUCAGGAUCCACCUCUCCUCACCUCAUCCGGCCAGACUUCUCGAGGCUACUGCCUGGACCUUGUGAGCUGAGUACAGACUGACCGCCACAGGCAGAGGGCAUGGUGGCUGGGCCCUGACCCGUUCUCUGCCUCCUCCAGCCCAGCAUUUGCAGGAACAUUCCCAUGGGUAGGACUUACUGUGACAUAAAUGUAGCUUUUUUAAAAGGGAUCAAGAAAAAAGGGGGGAUCCAGGAGGUGAGAUGCCUUAAUCUUGAUUCAUUUCCCGUCUCAAAACUUCUAUCCCCCUCUUCUUCCCUUUAGUUUCCCCUUUGCAUUGUCACUCCUAUAAGCCUCAAGUGCAUGGUUCUGUGCUAAAAUUUAUAAUGUUAUUGAGAAAGGGCAUUAAAUAUCUUUCAAGUAUGGGAAGGGUGUUAACAUUAAAGGUAUUCCCCCAGCCCCAAAGCCCACCCCUCAAAAUGGGCCGUGCUUCUGGGAGUCUGUAGGCUGAGAGGAUGUGGUUCCCAGGAGAACCAGAGAACGUGGGAGCCCCCAGUCCCAAAUGACUAUUGUAACUGCCCAGUAAUCUGCAACAGAAGCCCCCAGUGACACCUGGAAACUUCAGAACGCUGGCUGUUACAUGGACUGGGGUGCAGGGCUCACCAGGCUCCCUUCCCCAUCUGAAAUGCCUGUGUGCAGAGGCCCACAGGUUGUCCAUGGGUGCUCGCACAGGGAACUCUGCGUCCACUCAGAGCUGCCCAUGGCUCUGGCCAUCCCGACUGUCGUGGGGACCCUAGUCCUCAGUGUCCCGGGUGUAUCUGUUGGGACCCACACCUUUGACAAAGUCAAGAAUGACUGCCCUGCGAGGUAGGGGUGGGUGGCGGCUGUGGUCUGGAAGCAGAAGGUCACUUUUGUACAGAGGGAAGGAAAGAGGCGACAAGACACCCCUGCGUGGCUCCCGAGUGGCCCACUAGUCACUGCUGUGGCUGGAGAGACACGGGAGUCUUCUGUAUGAAUCGUACAUUCCCAUCACAGGCGUGGAUAAUGGAAAGACGGCCCUCGCUGCUCUGCCGUUGGGUUUUUCUUUGAUGCCUGGUUAUGCUGCACAUGGCGUUUGCCUAAAGAAGCUGGAGUGAGUUUUUUUUUUUUAAGGACAGCUAAAGUUUUAUAAUCCUUAAAGAGUAAUAGUCACACCAGUGUAGGGUAUUUGGGAGGUGGUUUGUUUUGAUUGGGGGAAGGAGGUUGUCACUUGUAUUUAUUGUGACUAUAAGCCUUUGAUGAUACUGUUAAAAAACAAAGUGACCACCAAACCGGCAUAGAAGUUCCAGUAAAGACGCUGGAAUCAAUGGCUAUGCAUUGUGUCAUGAAGUUUUAGAAUCUGAAGGAUAAUAAAGAAACGGAUGAUGUG
Molecule: messenger RNA, 5682 nt
Organism: Capra hircus (goat)
Lineage: Eukaryota; Metazoa; Chordata; Mammalia; Artiodactyla; Bovidae
Gene: GATAD2A
Product: GATA zinc finger domain containing 2A
Exons: 13
Coding region: 405-2396 (663 amino acids)
Biological process (GO): negative regulation of transcription by RNA polymerase II
Cellular component (GO): NuRD complex
Molecular function (GO): sequence-specific DNA binding
Source: RefSeq, a predicted model, not a curated record